This is a messenger RNA of Bacidia gigantensis, 792 nucleotides long. RefSeq lists its product as uncharacterized. The transcript is spliced from 4 exons. The coding region runs from base 1 to 792 and encodes 263 amino acids. The record is from RefSeq and is a predicted model, not a curated record. NCBI's taxonomy places the organism in Eukaryota, Fungi, Ascomycota, Lecanoromycetes, Lecanorales, Ramalinaceae.
AUGUCUUCUGGAAAGUCCACACUCACUCCAUACGUGUCCUCCUACCUGAAUACUCAGAAUGAUGUCCCACCCACUUCGCAACAGAGCAACCGCCUAAGAUAUCCCGUCAUUCUUCCUAAAUCAGCACCAAGUGGCACGUACACACAGCAGCACAUUCAAAACACCGGACCAACUCCUACACCAGCUAUCGGAGUUCCUGGUAACAAAAAUCAGUAUUAUUCAGUCAAACCAGGCAGCUUUCCCGGCGAGAGCGUCAUGACGCCAACCAAUAAACUUGGCACAACGAAGACAUCACGAAAUCCUCAGCCUACCCAGAACGUACACGACAUCCGACCAGAAGUCCACCAUUUUUGUGCAUCAUCCGAAAUUUCAGAUACCAUGCUCCCCGCUACAAGAGAAAACCUAGACAUUACUCAAGCUCCAUAUGUCAAGGGAACUGUCUGGAACGAGCAACCAUUCUAUCUACUAUUGACCAAGACCAGUAUCCCAGCUGGGGGCAAGACACAAUACGAGGAGCCAGCACCCACUGGCUUCGGAGGGGUGAAUGAUUUCACUAGCUUUGUCUACGGACAAGCCGGGAUGACCAAGGACUUCUUACCUACCUACAUGUAUAUGCUGGAACCACCAGACGAGUUUAAAGCAUACUGCGAGUGGAGGAAGAAGAACACAAAAGCAAAAGUAGAUCACAUGGGAGUGACGAUGUAUGAGAGAUGGCCAGCGGAGGGGACAGCGGCGAGGCCGCUAUUAGACAUUGCAGGGCUACCCGACCAGGUCAAUAUCCCGCAAGUUUAG